AUGUCUCAGGAAAAGAAGGGAAGCAGCAAGCGGAAGAGGCCCGAGACUGAAUCCUCAGAGGACGAGGGGGAGGAAGUGGGCAGGGAGGACGAGCUGGAGCUGGAGGAUCCUACAUCUCCCAUCGAUGCCACCGGCCUGGCGUUACCACCGACAGCAGACAUACUGGAAGUACCUGGGAACAAGCGAUCCCUGGAUGAUCUCCUUCGGGAGCUGCUGAAAUCAGCUGGGGUCGAUGACCAAUUCGACGCGAUGGCGAGAGGCCAGCAACCGCUCUUCACAGCUCCUGUAAUGGUUCCCACGAUGGCAGACUUCGCGGGGAUUGCUGCUGCGAUCGCAGCCCUGCCCGGGGCUGUGGCAGCCGUCGUGCCCGGGGCUGUAGCAGCAGCCAUGGCCCCCGUUGCUGCGCGCGUCGACAACAUUCGAAUCCGCUCCUACAACAAGCGCCAGCGGACCAUCCACCAAGCCCAUGGGGUUCAAGCUGGCAAUGGGGCAGGUUUGCCAGGCAUGCCUGCCCUCCCAGCUGGAGGCCCUGCAUCACUAGCCGUGGCAGCUGCAGUAGCAGCUGCUCCCCUGGCUGUCGGAGCCGUACCCCCGGCUGGAGCGUUUCCAGCAACCGAUGCCACUGUUGGUGGGAUGGGCCAUGCUGAGCUCCACAUCCUCAGCAUCAUCUACAACGAAACCUUCGACGUCCUUGCUGGCGACAAUCUUGGCCAGAGGAGGGACAAGUUCGGAGCUGGAUGUGUGAAUAAGAACCCAACAGAAGCAUCUUCAAUAAACAUGUAG
Messenger RNA from Acanthamoeba castellanii str. Neff, 783 nucleotides. RefSeq lists its product as uncharacterized. The record is from RefSeq and is a predicted model, not a curated record. The transcript is spliced from 3 exons. The coding region runs from base 1 to 783 and encodes 260 amino acids. Lineage: Eukaryota; Discosea; Longamoebia; Acanthamoebidae.